Molecule: messenger RNA, 2001 nt
Organism: Blastomyces dermatitidis ER-3
Lineage: Eukaryota; Fungi; Ascomycota; Eurotiomycetes; Onygenales; Ajellomycetaceae
Product: ATP dependent RNA helicase
Exons: 3
Coding region: 1-2001 (666 amino acids)
Cellular component (GO): catalytic step 2 spliceosome; intracellular anatomical structure
Molecular function (GO): ATP binding; RNA binding
Source: RefSeq, a predicted model, not a curated record
AUGGCCUCCGACUUUGAUCUCUCGGCUUCGUUCAUCCCGUCGCUGUAUAAACCUGCCGCGCUACUACCCAUAGCUCGCCACCGGCAAUCUCUUCUGUACCUCAUAGAAACAUAUCCUGUGACUGUUGUCGUGGGCCAAACAGGUAGUGGAAAGACUACCCAGUUGCCCCAAUUUCUCGACCAGGCAGGAUGGUGUUCAGACGGGAAGAUCAUUGCUGUCACUCAGCCUCGGCGAGUGGCGGCGACCACAGUAGCAACUAGGGUGGCAGAGGAAAUGCGAUGUAAGGUGGGCGAAGAUGUAGGCUAUUCGAUACGUUUUGAAGAUGUAACUUCUUCCUCAACGCGGAUCAAGUUCCUGACCGACGGUUUACUAUUACGAGAAGCGUUGGUCGACCCUUUAUUGUCCCGGUAUUCUGUUAUCAUGGUCGACGAGGCCCAUGAACGCUCUAUAAGCACCGAUGUCUUGCUCGGUGUGCUUAAGAAAAUUAGAAAACCGCGACCUGAAUUACGCAUCGUGAUUAGCAGUGCUACGUUACAGGCAGAAGAAUUUCUGCGCUUCUUUGCUGGGGAUGAAUUCAACCCUGAAAGUGAAGAUGAGCUGGGUGGCUCUAUUGGCAGAGUUAUCACAUUAGAAGGGAGGAUGUAUCCUGUGGACUGCCUAUUUCUUGAAACACCAGUCGAAGAUUAUGUGGAGAGAGCAAUCAAAACUGUAUUUGAUAUCCACACCAGGGAACCGGACGGGGACAUCUUGGUGUUCCUUACGGGAAGGGAGGAAAUCGAUACUGUAAUUCAGCAAAUCUCUGAACGCGCAAAUUCGUUACAUGCCAAAGCCCCCGGUCUGCUUCCAUUACCCCUUUAUGCUGGACUCACUACCGAACAGCAGCUCUACGUCUUUGAACCUGCCCCUGAAAAGACUCGAAAAGUCAUUGUAUCCACCAAUAUCGCAGAAGCUUCCGUCACAAUUGACGGAAUUGUAUAUGUUAUUGAUUGCGGAUUUGCAAAGCUUCGUGCAUACAAUCCAAAUACGGGAAUAGAGACCUUGACGCCAACGCCUAUCUCCAAAGCAUCUGCGACCCAGCGAGCGGGACGUGCUGGACGGACCAAACCAGGAAAAUGCUUCCGUCUUUACACUGAGCAGUCUUACCAAUCACUUCCGGAUGUCACGGUUCCGGAAAUCCAGCGGUCCAAUCUUGCACCUGUUAUUCUGCAGCUCAAGGCUCUGGGUAUUGACAAUAUCGUUCGCUUUGGCUUUCUUACGCCCCCUCCAUCUGAGCUCGUUGUUCGCGGCUUUGAAUUGCUCUAUUCCCUCGGGGCAGUUGAUGACUAUGCAAAACUUACGCGGUCACUUGGGAUUCAAAUGGCUGAGCUUGCGGUGGAGCCUAUGAUGGCCAAGGUUCUGCUUGGUGCGCCAUCCUUUGGCUGUCUGAGUGAAAUUCUGUCAAUUGCUGCGAUGACGAGUCUGCAAGGAGCGGUCUGGUUUGAGAAAAGUGACGAAAAGAAGGCAGUCGAGAGCACUCGUCGAAAGUUUGCCGUGGAUGAAGGAGACCACUUAACCUACUUAAAUGUUUACCAAGCGUUUGUCACCAAGGGAAAAAAGGACUCAAAGUGGUGUCGGGAUAACUAUCUAAACUACAGGUCCAUGCUAAAGGCUGUUAGCAUUCGUGCGCAACUCAAGCGAUAUCUUGAGCGCUUUGGCAUUCAGGUUGAUGAAAGUCUCUCUUCAUCCAGCCCCGCGCCACCAGAGCAAAUCCAGCGCUGCCUUACAACCGGAUAUUUUGCACACGCGGCGAAGAUGCAGCCAGAUGGUAGCUUCAAGCCCAUCAGUGGUGACAUCACGCUACAUGCCCACCCUAGUUCGUUGAUGUUUAACCGCAAAGCUGACUGGGUUAUCUUCCAUGAAAUCCUGGAAACAGGGCAAAAGACGUUCAUUCGAGAUAUUACCAAAAUCGAGAAGUCUUGGCUGCUCGAGUAUGCACCGGAAUACUAUCAAGUUAAAAAGUGA